Tarenaya hassleriana is the source of this 828-nucleotide messenger RNA. Its product is annotated as histone deacetylase HDT2-like. The record is from RefSeq and is a predicted model, not a curated record. Lineage: Eukaryota; Viridiplantae; Streptophyta; Magnoliopsida; Brassicales; Cleomaceae. Bases 1 to 828 code for a protein of 275 amino acids. The transcript is spliced from 5 exons.
AUGACAAGAACUGAAGGACAUCAAUCUGUGCAAGAAUCUGACAAUGAUCAAGAGGAUAUAGAAAUUGCACAGAAUGAGCAAGGACAUCAUCAAUCUGUGCAAGAAUCUGACAAUGAUCAAGAGGAUAUAGAAAUGGCACAGAACGAACAAGGACAUCAUCAAUCUGUGCAAAAAUCCGAUAAUGAUCAAGAGGAUGUAGAAUUUGCACAACACGAACAAGGAACUGAUGAUGAAGAAGAUGAUAGUGAUGAUAGUGAUGCGAUUCCCCCUACUCCUAGAGCAGUAUCUAAUAUUAUUUUGGUUUCGACUGAUGAUGAUGAUGGAGGGAUACCUGCUCAGGAAAAGGAGGAUGUCGAGGUCCCUGCUGCUCCCAAGGAUCCAGUUCAGAGUAGUAAACGACCGAAGAGGAAAAUAAAGCCAACUCUUAAAAGUCCAUAUACUACUUUGGGCUCGACUGAUCCACCCUCCAAAAAACGACGGGCAAAGAGAGAGACAAGAGGUAGAAAAGGAAAGAAGGACAAAGAUCGUGUAGAAUCUGCAUUGGUCCCAGUAGAAGAAGGUGUUUCAUGCCCAGUAGAAGAAGGUGCAUUGGUGCCGAUAGAAUCCGCAUUGGUGCCGAUAUCUGUAGCUCCUCCAGGUUAUGUGUGGAUCCCUCGACAGCCUAUGGUCUAUGACAAUGUUGUGCGCGUUGAAAGUUUUAUUGAGACAAACACAAGAAAAGCGACUGCUCUCUUCAAGUUUAUGCAAAAACCGAGAGAAGAGAGGUUAUGGAUGUCGUAUCUGAACAUCAAUCAAACUCGUCAACCCAAAUCAGUUUGUCUACUUUGA